Messenger RNA from Plectropomus leopardus (leopard coralgrouper), 1843 nucleotides. It is a transcript of the gene rab42b, whose product is annotated as RAB42, member RAS oncogene family. NCBI's taxonomy places the organism in Eukaryota, Metazoa, Chordata, Actinopteri, Perciformes, Serranidae. Gene Ontology annotation, molecular function: GTPase activity; GTP binding. The record is from RefSeq and is a predicted model, not a curated record.
CUCAGAUGAGAACUGCAGCUCCACCGGGAUCUACUCUUUUCGUUGGACAGAUUUCUUCACAUGCCUGCUUCUGAGGAGUUUUUGGAUGAAGCACCAUGGGAAUGAGACCUGAGAGACCUGUGCUGCAGCCCUCAACUGUAUAAGAGUCGGGGAUGACUUGAGAAAGUAGACUCCUCUGCUGAUUUGUGAAAUUUAGAAGGAGUGGCUGCUGCGGCUGUUUCUCAACAUUUGGAGCGUCAAAGAUAGGGAAGCAACCUGUGGGAGGCUGAUGUGGGAUUUCUAGUCCCUUACAGCAGCAACUAUGGACUUGACUUUGUGGCAGUACCAGUUCAGGAUCAUCAUGCUGGGGGACUCCACAGUGGGCAAGUCCUCCUUGCUGAAGCGCUACACUGAAGACUUGUUUCUGGAGUCCAUCAACCAGACAGUGGGUGUAGACUUCUACGUUCACUUCCUGGAGGUGGAGCCGGGGGUCCGCGUCAAGCUGCAGUUCUGGGACACGGCUGGGCAGGAGAGGUUCAGGUCAGUGACCCGCUCUUAUUACCGCAACUCAGUUGGAGGCCUGCUGGUGUUUGACAUGACCAACCAAGCCUCCUUUGACCAUAUUAAGGAGUGGCACGCUGAGGUGUGCGAGCGCGUGCUGCCGCAUAAGGUUCUGUUCGUUCUGGUGGGCCAGAAGAGUGACCGAGACGCUGCGGGGGAGAGGGUGGUGAGUCGAGAGGAGGCUGAGAAACUGGCUGGGCAGCUGGGGAUGCCCUACGUGGAGGCCUCUGCCAAGACGGGUCAGAACGUGAAGGACGCCUUUGAGCUGCUCACUCGACGGAUCUACCAGGGUCUGUUGAGCGGAGAGGUAGAGCUGCAAGAGGGUUGGGAUGGAGUCAAGUGCACUGCACCACAGGCUCUGCAGUUACAGAGAGCCAACCUGGCACAGCCCAGCACAGCCUCCAAGAGCAAGAAGUGUUGUUCUUAAUCUGUGGACUGGUGGUCAGCCAUGCACUUAUGUUACUGUAGUACCAAAACCGGCCCUCAGGAUGUUGGAUUUGUGGUGUAAGUUUACCGUUAAGAAAACCACUCACUGAUUUAAAAUGCUUUUUUUUUUUUUUUGCACCUUUAAUACCAUCCUGACCUUUUAGUAAUGUCAGAGAAUGAUUUGAGACAUACAGACAUUGCUAAACUGGGUUAAGAUUUUAAAGUGAUAUUUACAGAUAUUUUUUGCCAUGAUGGCAGCGUGGUAAUGUUGGUCCACCCCUUUGAUCCAGACGGAAAUACCUAUAAAAUCUAAAAAACCCUAUUGGAUGGAUUGCUAUGACAUUUUGCACAGACAUUCGUGGCCCCUAGAGGAAUAAUUCUCACUGACUUUGGUGAUCCCCCGACUUUUCAUCCUGCACCACCAGCAGGUUGACAUUUUUGGUGAAAUGUCCUGACAACUGUUCAGUGGAUUGCUGUGAAAUUUGCUGCAGGUGUUCUAGGCCCUUAAACUUCUAACUAAGUGUCAUUACUAGGUCAAAUUUUCAAUUUGCCAAGAGUUUGGCCUUUGAAAACUAAUGACAUUCUCAUCUACCACACUAGUGCUAAUUAGGCUUCUUACAGCUCGAGGCCAGUUAGAUAAUCAAAAGAUUUUUAAUGCCAAUCAUAAUUUAAUUGAAGACCAAUUUUACAAUCACUAAAAUUGAAGUAAAUGAAAAUAAUAUGGAAAUGGACGGUUCAGCAAUGUUUAUUUGAACGUAAAAUGUCAGUAUUUUGUCUCGUGAGACAAAGGUGAAACACAACUGAAUUUGUUGGUUGGUUUCGUUGUGUUGGUUAUUUUGUGUUUCACACUCUGCAUGUGGGAUUCAGCUGCUUUUAU